AUGGACCCUCUUAGUGUUACCGCAAACGUGAUCACGGUAUUACAGGUCGCCAACUCCAUUAUAACAAUAUGCUACGAAGUCCGUUCAGCUCUCAAGCAGAGUCCUUGGUCCCUCACCAGAACCAUCGACGAGAUAAGAGACCUUCGAAAUGUGUUGGAGAGCUUGGAACAGGUCUGCCGCGCGCUCGACACAUCAAAAGAGUCUAACGCAGCACGUUUCCGCACAUUCCAACUACUAUGCGAGUCCGAGACCAGCCCGUUAAGUCGCUGCCUGCAGGAGCUAUUGGAUCUAGAGAAGAAGAUCAACUCCGACAAGCAGACUCCUGGAAGGUCAACUCUGUUGGCGAAAGCGCGAGUGUUCGCCCAGGUUAUGGGCUGGCAGCUAAAAGAAGGUGACGCGAAAAUGACCAUCUCUCUGAACGAGACCACGGCCCAUGUGCAUGGCAAUGUUUCCAAGCUCCUCACUAGGAUAGAGAGCGCAGAACUAGAUGAUCGAUCCCGAGCUCUUACACAUUGGCUUGCUCCAGUAACGCCGUGGGAGAGUCAUGAAGCAGCCGCUUCUGCAAGGAGAUCUGGAACAGGCGGCUGGUUCAUCGAGUCGAAGGUGUUUCAAGCCUGGGCUGUCUCUGGCAAUGCUGGACUAUGGCUGAGCGGCUUUCGUAUGUAA
Messenger RNA from Alternaria ventricosa, 666 nucleotides. RefSeq lists its product as uncharacterized. The record is from RefSeq and is a predicted model, not a curated record. Lineage: Eukaryota; Fungi; Ascomycota; Dothideomycetes; Pleosporales; Pleosporaceae. The transcript has 3 exons. Bases 1 to 666 code for a protein of 221 amino acids.